CUGGCCGCCUUAGCGCGGGGUCCUCACUCACAGCGGACGGCGCUUUCAAGAUGUCGACCAAGAAUUUUCGCGUCAGUGAUGGUGACUGGAUCUGCCCGGAUAAGAAGUGUGGGAACGUUAACUUUGCCAGAAGGACUAGCUGUAACAGAUGUGGACGCGAAAAAACAACUGAUGCUAAAAUGAUGAAAGCUGGUGGUACGGAAAUAGGAAAAACUCUUGCAGAGAAGAGCCGUGGCUUGUUUAGUGCUAAUGACUGGCAAUGCAAAACUUGUGGAAAUGUAAACUGGGCCAGGAGAUCAGAGUGUAACAUGUGCAACACUCCAAAGUAUGCCAAACUGGAGGAAAGGACUGGGUAUGGUGGAGGAUUUAAUGAGCGAGAAAAUGUGGAAUAUAUUGAACGUGAAGAGUCCGAUGGCGAAUAUGACGAGUUUGGACGUAAAAAGAAAAAAUAUCGUGGAAAACCACCUACAGCCAAGUCUGGACUGAAGAGUAAUGAACAAGAUGCUUGUCCUCCAGAAGAAGAUGAUGAAGAAGAAGAAGAAGGGGCUGAUCUCUCAAAAUAUAAACUGGAUGAUGAUGAUGAUGACGACGACGAUGAUGAUGAAGAAGAUGAAGAAGGGGAUCUAUCAAAAUACAAUCUUGAUGCCAGUGAAGAAGAAGAUGACAGUAAAAAUAAGAAACCAGUGUCUAGCCGUAAAUCUCAUUCCCGAUCGUCCCGCUCCUCUUCUCACACAAGCUCAAGGUCUAGGUCCAGGUCCCGAUCAAGAAGCUCUUCCAGUUCCCGCUCAAGAUCUCACACCAGGUCAAGAGAACCUUCUAAAUCUCGUGGGUCGAGAUCAAGAUCCAGCUCCAGGUCCCAAAAGGACUCUCGUUCUCCGAGAAAAAGAUCUUACGCCAGUUCCCGAUCUUCAUCUCCUGAGAGAGGCAAGAAGAGAAGUCGCUCUAGAUCCUCCUCUGGUGACCGCAAAAAAAAGAGAUCAAGAUCACGGUCUACAGAAAGACGUCGAGGUUCAUCGUCUGGAUCAUCUCAUUCUGGCUCCCGUUCUUCGAAUUCCAAAAAGAAAUAAUACACUUUUAGAAAAACCAAUAUCAAUUCCAGUGUAAUGCAUGAGGCAACAUCAGAAAAAAAUAGUCUUAUCUGAUGAAAAGUGGCAAAAAAGAUCAAUUGAUAGUAGAGGUGCAUGGUCUUUGUGCUUCCUCAGCUACAACUGCAGCAAGCUUUUCCAUAUAACAAUAGCAUUUUAAGCCAUAAGAAAAUGUUUUUUACCCUUCUGUUCUUGGAAUACAGUGCAACAAAUCGCCAUUGCCUUUCCUUUAUCCAUUUUUUGUUUGUAUAAUUAAUAGCAUGACGUGAAAUGUGAAUAUUUUUACAAUAAUUAGUGUGCCCAUAUCUCCAACCCCAUUUUCUUUUCUCUUAAUUUUUCUUCCUUAUGGCUUAAAAUGCUUUUUUUUUUUUUUUUUUUUUUUUUUUUGGAUCCUCCUCAAAACUAGAUUUAUAAAUGUUGCAGGCCUAUUUGUUCUAAAGAAAAUGUAUAUCAACUGGUGGUAUUACAAGGUAAGUAUUAGGUAUUUAUAAUGAGGACAGAAACAAAGUUUCAUGACUAAAUGCCCAGAAUGAACAUUUUCUUUUUUUUUUUUAAAAAGGAUCAUCAUGUCUACCCAGAUUUUAGAAAAAAAAUUACAUUUCAGUUGUCCUGACCAG
Molecule: messenger RNA, 1702 nt
Organism: Pelobates fuscus (common spadefoot toad)
Lineage: Eukaryota; Metazoa; Chordata; Amphibia; Anura; Pelobatidae
Gene: ZRANB2
Product: zinc finger RANBP2-type containing 2
Exons: 10
Coding region: 51-1067 (338 amino acids)
Biological process (GO): RNA processing
Molecular function (GO): RNA binding; lipopolysaccharide binding
Source: RefSeq, a predicted model, not a curated record